This is a messenger RNA of Colias croceus (clouded yellow), 6910 nucleotides long. RefSeq lists its product as uncharacterized. Gene Ontology annotation, molecular function: protein binding. Lineage: Eukaryota; Metazoa; Arthropoda; Insecta; Lepidoptera; Pieridae. The transcript is spliced from 10 exons. The record is from RefSeq and is a predicted model, not a curated record. Bases 117 to 5699 code for a protein of 1860 amino acids.
GUACUGUGUUGUGUGUUCGAGUGGUUUUCGAUAAUAAGAAUCCGAGGCUCGAAGCAAACUUCCUAUGUUUUAAAUAAAACUAAGCCUGGAUAUAGUUUGGGUGUAAGAAAUGCUUAAUGCCGGUCACGAGGUUUAAGCCGGUGCCGGCUAAUGAGUCUUCAGCAUCGGAUGAAGAGUCUAAGUUGGAGCUCUACCUGCAGCAACAAUUAGAAGAGGAUGUCGCCAGAAUAUUUGAUGAAUCAAUUUAUUCUGACCUUGAAGUGGUUUGUGGAAAGCUUAAGAUACUAACACAUACUUGUAUACUAAAAGCACGAACAAAUAAAUUUUACCAUAAGCUUGAAACAAUCUUGCAUGUCAAUAUAGAACGCCAUACAUUUGAUGAAAUUUAUUCCUUCAUAAGUGAUGCAUACACCGAGUGUGACAUUAAAACACAAGAAAGAGAAAUAAUAAAGUAUUUAAAAGCCAACUUCUUGUUCUUAAAUACAGAUAAAGCUAAAACGGGGUACGCAAAAGAAGAAGAGGCUGAUGUAUUUUUAACACCUAAGUGCGUAAGUCCCUAUGCAGAAGGUAAAAUACUAAAACUUAAUGGUACCAGUCCGAAUACUGAACUCACAAGAGAGUAUUAUGCCCUAGUACCAAUAGAAGGUAAUUUAUUGGAACAAGAAUUAAGUGAACAAGACGCUCUUUCCAAUGCAUUUCACUCAAUUAUAAAAACCCAAAAUAAAGAUCCACUUUCUGAAAAUCUUGUACAACACGUUAAACCUACUACACUUUCACUUAUCUCUAGUCAUUCAUCCAAAACUGUAAAACAUUCCAUUAGUUGUGAUAUUAUAAGUAAUUGUCGAGUCGAAAGUAAUAGUGUUGCGGAUAAUAAAGUAAGUAAAGAAAAUAAUAUACCUAAUAGGCAAAAAGCAAAACCUUUUCAACAAAUUGAAUCAAAAAAUACCACCGAUCGUGUAGUAAAAAAAACAUUUAAUAGUGAUUGUAAAAUAGACAGAGCAUUCGACUCUGCUUGUUCCCCCGAUAGCUUGAUAACUGAUGACCCAAGUUCAUCUUCAGACUACUUGUCUGCUGCGUUUAACUGUUCCCCAGGUUUGGGUUCGAUAGAAUUUUUUCCUCAAUUAAAUGUUGGGGAAAAUUUUACUAAAAUGGACAACAUCUUUACAUCCUCUGAUUCCGGUCUGGAGAACACUGGAAUGUUGGAGAGUCUUAGCAGUCAUAAAGAUGUAACAUUAACUGACUUUUCGUUGACGGAAAGCGCUUUGCAUGAAUCAGGCACCGAUGAUCAAAACCCCUCCAUUGAUUGUACAUCUAAUUCAUAUGCAGAGUCCGACCAAUGUCUGCGAUUCAGACAAUUCGAUACUAAUGCAGAUACAUCUUUAAGGAGUUUAACUUCUGUGGCAAGGGAAUCGGAGGGAAAUGGUCAUAAUGAUAAGCAAGUGAAACAAAAAGAUGUAGAUCAUUCCAAUACGUCCAAAGAAGAAAAACAACGACAAAACGAGGAGAUUGUUAUCCUCGAAUCGUCAUCUGUAUCAUCGGAGACGGGAUCCUGGGAAUCAAUUUUUCCCCCGAAAGGGACGGAAAAAGAAAUAUGUGAAAAGUUUUUAAAUAAUGAACGACUACUCAUGACUGAACAUCAGUUGCGCACUAAACAAAAAAAAUCGUUUAGUCCACCAUCAGCUCAGAUUGAAAAAGUAGAAUGCAAACCAACACCAUGUUUCAUCGAUGCUUCAAGUCUAGUAGAUGAAGAGGAACAGAUUAAGGUACAGGUCUUGAAUGAUAUAAGUAGAACAAAAGGAGAAUCUACAAUGAUGCCAAGCCAGCCAUUACCUUGUUCCACAACCCAUAAAUUAGACAUUAGCCCGGGCGAUUGGUCUGAAAGUAAUGACAACGAUGACUCUUUAGAACAAGCUGAUAACAAAGAUCUUGAUUCUAUCCAAAAAGAUUUGUCACCUACGAUUUUUGAAAUGACACCUAUAACUGAGGAUUCUUUAUGUACGAAUGCUUUCGAAAGUGCAGUAACAAACCGAGGCGUUGACAAGCCAGAAGAGUCGCAAAAGUGUAGUGAUAUAGGAACCGAUAAUGAAAGUUUGUCAUAUGCAAGCACAGUAUAUGUCGCCACAACACCGCACAAUUCAAUUUUAUCAGUAAACACGUCAUCAGUUAAACAAUUUGAUAUAGAAGAAACUAGUAACGAUAGUGUAACUCUUUGCGAGAAAACUCAUGUAAAUUUAAAGAAGUCCCGGUGUGACGAGUCAUCUCCAAUAGUUUCAGGAGGUUCUUCAUUAGUAAGUCGCACACCUCAAUUCGACAGUAACAACUGUAACUUAGAAGCUGCUAAUGAUUUAAAAUCGCAUGAAAAUGUUAUUACCUCGUCAUGGGUGGUUGAUAUGUCAUUUUCUUCCAAAUCAGACACGGAUAAGAACCUAAAAAAUUAUUACGCUAAAAAGCCCGGUGAUAAAGUUUGCGAAGGCUUAAAAAGUGAAAGUAAAGAUCGUCCAGAUGGCAACAGUAAAAGCCGAGGAUCUGUAGACUCCGAUAGUAGUGAAAAAUCGAGUCAUAAAUUUUACAUCGACCUUUCAAGUUUACCUGAUCCGUUGCCACCUAAAAAUCCCAUUGAAAUUGACACUAACAAUGAGAAAAAGAAUAUAUUUUCUAUGUAUAUUGACUUAGGUGAUAAGGCGCCAGUGAAAGAAAUGCCUGUUCGGCUUUCAUCAUCAUUGAAUGUGAAAAAACAAAACGAACCUAAGCCAUCACUUCUACCAUCGAAAACAAAUAAACCGUCAAAAAAUUCUAAUACGAAAAAUAUUAUAUCGACUGCUAAGAUAAUUGAAUGCGAGUCUGUUUUUGAAGAAAUCGAGUCUCUGUGUAACGAUCCUAAUAUAAGUAUUACUGAAAUAAUAGGUAUUCCAGAUAAAUCUAAAUCGUCUAAAGUCACUGAGGUUGAGAAGGAUAUAGUGAAGGAAAAGAAACAUUCUCGAAGUGUCAAUGGUGAGAAUAAGUUAAAGCAGAAUUCUAUACCAGUAAUCCACGAGGAAAUUACAAACAAAUCUUCAGGCGACCUUUUUGUAAGAUUGUCGGAUUUAGAUAAGCCUGUUCAAAAGUCAGAAAUUUCUAUGCACGAAAUACGUACUGAAAAAGAAAACAUCGAUGUACGCAUGACAAGAUCAAUCCCCGAUCAUAAUUGGGGAGAGCAAAAUUCAUCUAUGGCCUCCCGAUCUAUCGAAGUUUUAAGUUCAUUCCACUCCGAAAAUGCAUUAAGUUUAAACAGAUUGUUUCCGCAUUUGAAAAAUGAGUUUAGCAAAAGUAUGCCUGGAUCCUUAUCUGCAAGGACGCGAUCGCCUUUCAGGCCAAAUACGAUCAUUAGCCCCGGGGAAGUGGAAGAUCAAGCGUCUGAUGUCUCAGAGCUGAGCAGCGUUCAGAGUAGCAUGUGUCGAUCGGUUGUAGAAAAUAGUACUACAGAGGAAACUAGCCAGACCUCGAGCCUUAUUGGGAAUUGCCAAUCCCGACUUGGGCAGGAUUUGUUACGGAUGUUUUUAGAAGAAAUAGCCCCAGAUGUAAUCGUCGAAGUGUCGGGAAAGAGGAUUAAAGCUCACAAGUGCAUCUUGUCUUCAAGAUGCCAGUACUUCGCGGGAAUAUUAAGUGGAGGAUGGGUUGAAAGUGCUGGAAAUGUGAUCGUUUUACCACCGUUUUCGUUCAACGUGGUGCAUUUUGCCUUGUGUCAUAUCUACUCUGGCUUGUCAACAAUACCAGACUCUAUAAGCAUUGUAGAAUUGGCCACAAUAGCAGAUAUGCUAGGUCUGGAAGGGCUAAAGGAAGCGAUUAUGUUUACGCUUAAAGCGAAAUAUUGUCACCACUUCCAUAGACCCUGUCAUGUUUGUACCGCUGGGGUGUUGGAAUGUUUCCCACUUUCGUCUGUGUACGGCUUGGACGACCUCUAUCGCAAAUGUCUACGGUGGAUAACGAAAUACUUUUCCAAAGUUUGGCCCACCAAAGCAUUUGCAACUCUUCCGAAGGAAUUACUGGAUAAGUGCUAUCAGGAGCACAUCGUCAAUUUAUCCACGGAAAAUCUUAUCGACACAGUCUACGGAUGUGGCAUUACAGUUGCGUCAUUACAAAACAGUAGAUGGGCUGAGACAGUGGCUCGAAUGUGCAGGCGUUUAGUUAACGCUGUAGCUCAUUUCGCAGCACCUAGACUCGUAUGUGUGCUCGAAAUGAUCGCUUCUGUGCCUAAUGACGCCCCACAAUCCGCCAAACAAGCCCUAGACGAUUGUUUAACAGCCGCCAUUGAAUGGGCCCCUCCUGAUGAAACGUGUCGCGCUUACGCCUUCUUAUCUAACCUUGUCAAAGAAAUACGAAGUAAUCAGUAUUCCAAACCGGAUCUUAUCUCCAACGGCAACGAGCAAAUGAAAAUAAAGGACCCCAAUAAUCUUCUAUGCACCCACGCCGGCAGCUGGCGGUUGCAAUGCGAAGGGACUCUGGUCCGAGCUGCUCCGCGGGUCGUUGGGACUCAAGCGUUUAAAGAUCUACCUUCUGAUUUGCGCAAAAGACUGCGAGAACUCGGUUGCAUUAUGUAUGGACCCCAAGCUAUUCCCAUCACGUCCUCUCCUCUCCAAGACCGAAAGUCUAAGAGUGUAUAUCAAAACAAACCGAAUAAACCAAACAAUUACACCACUGCCUCUCGAAGUUUAGAUAUGGAACAAGUACGACAGUCUUUCGUCCCGUACAAAGCUAAACCGAUCAGCAUGGGCGGGACGGAAAAACUAAAGAGCAAUAAUGAAUUACGUGAGAAGAAACCGAGCAAAGGCAUCCCACCAAAAGUGAGGACGACAAAAGCACAAGAAGAACGCGCUAAAUUUAAUCAAAUCAAAACAAAUUUAUCUCAAGACAGAUUGAACACUAAGGCUAGACCACAUCCUUUCGAAAAUACGAAACCUCGGUAUUUAGAACCGAGGCCCUGUAAGGAUGAUAAUAAAAAACUAUCAACGAAAAAGUUGAUGAACAAAAUUGUAUCGUCGAGCGAGUCUUCGCGCAAUUCGAGUCCUGUUCUGCCUCGUAAUUUGAGGAUAAGUAGCGCGAAGGCGAAGGAAGUGAAAGCGCAGACGAUGUCCCAGGACAGCCUCGCGACGUCCUCGCGGCCGCGCACCGCCGAGCCGUCCACCGACUCGUUGAGUGAGUCGCAGACGAGCAACAAGUACGCCACCUACACCAAGACGAAACACACUUGCAGGGGAUCCGUCGAAUCAGUGCGGUCAUCGAAAGGGGUUGUAUCAUCGAUGCACAGUUCCAACAACAGAACCAAAAUACCGGUGUAUUUGAAUCAGACUUCAGUGCCCAAUAAUUACGAAUAUAGAGAACCAGAGGUGAACAAGCGACCGGGCCAUUCUGCCACUAAUAGAAGUGUAGAGGCAAAGGUGGCGCCGGCGUCUCCUAAAUUUAAGAAUAAGAUGAGCGUAAGAAAUAUCCCUGGGUCGUUGAUGAACGCAACUAAGUCGAGUUCGGCGAAGAUGGUCACAAAAAUAGUAAAAGAUGGCCCGCAAACUAAUAAAUUGAAACCAAGGGGGACAGCUAUCAAGAAUCCCAGACAGAACGAGUCUGAUCGCCAGAAAGAAAUUCCUGUCAUGGGGCGGUCGGGUACAUUCCUGAAGGAUGAACCGACGUUCGGCGAUAAAACAACCAACAUUGAUAUAUGCCAAUAGGUAAAUAAAGUUUAGCCCUAACGCUUAUUUUCAAAACAUCACGACAGUUUAUUAACUUGUAGUAGUGAAUAAAAUAAAACCAAGAAGACUUCUUCUGUAGUUAAUGGCGAUGGUUUUACGUAGCGGAAUUCGCGGGUUCGACUUCCAGCGUAAGGAAAUGUUGAACAAACACAGGAGUGCGGCUGGUCCAUGCCCUAUUUAGUGAUCUUUUAUAGUAGUAUGCCGUCGAUUGCUUAAAUGUAUGCUAAAUUAUUAUAAACCAAUCUAGACAUUCUUACGCGUGGAAAACCUUAAAAAUAUGUCGUGAUGUGGCUCUCGGCUUCAGGCCUAAAUUCAGCUUUUGGUACUUAUUUAUUUCUCUAGUUAUAGUUUAAAAUGUUAACUUAUCAAAUACAUUUUAAUUUUUUGUUGUAAUAUCGGCUUUAAUCUUACCUACGUAGGUUUAGACCUGACCAAACUUUUUUGCAAGUUAUAUAGGUAAUACUUAUACAUACAAUCAUAUAAUUCUUGUACGACUUAAUGAGGUUUUAGAUAAAACAAGAAACCCUCAUCGAAUGAUAAAUGUUAGAUAUACUUUAUUUCCCAACAUUUUUGAUGCCCUGCAGUUGAUUGUAUCAUAAUAAUUAUUGUAGUAAAAUUUGGUAAGAAAUGACAUAUAUUUGUUAAAGAAUAAAAAAAAACAGUAUUUCCUUUUGGGUCAUAUUUUUCUGAGUGAACUUUAAAGAUAUGAGAAUGCGAACGGAUACUACUUUUUUUUAAUUUAUUUUUUUAUAUAACAUACACUUGCGUUUAGGAAAUAUUUAUUAUUUCAAUCUUUUUUUUUCUUAACUGACAAUUUUAGGUGUUGACCGCUAUUAGUUCUAUAGUGUGAGUGUGACUCUUUAAUGGUAUCUUUAAUACCUCAGAAAACUCUGGCCCAAAGUUAAUAUAUAUUUAUAAUAAGUUAUUAGUUAAUAUUGUGCAUAAUCAAAUAUAAUAAUAAACAAAAUUAUUUCAUAGCAUAGUUUACUAGUCCCGGUCCCAGUACAAGAGACCACAAUGUUAUUUAUUCAUAGGAAGAGAUUAGUGUUUUACACGAUAUAAAUAAUUUCACGUUAUUCCUUUUCUUUAAGAUCUAUUUUAAUAUUGUUUAUGACAAGUUCUAUAUUUGAAAUCCAGGCUUUGGUGGAACAAUAGUUCGACCACAACCUGGAUUUCAGUAUGAAGGAUUU